Molecule: messenger RNA, 321 nt
Organism: Puccinia graminis f. sp. tritici CRL 75-36-700-3
Lineage: Eukaryota; Fungi; Basidiomycota; Pucciniomycetes; Pucciniales; Pucciniaceae
Exons: 2
Coding region: 1-321 (106 amino acids)
Source: RefSeq, a predicted model, not a curated record
AUGCCAGAGAACGACAAGAAAUGUCCCAAAUGCCUUGCCGAAGACACAAAUGAGAAGCCACGGUCUGGCAGGGCUCCCAAAUAUGGACGUGGUCUUCCAACAGACUCAGGGCCGUAUGGCUUUCCAAAUCCCCCUCCUGAUCGUGGAGGAUCAUUGAGUCCACCUUCUUCAGUUUACUCAGCCACCACCACCAAUGGGAAAAAUGUAUCAACACCAUGGACCACCACCAACACAAUCAAUGCAACCUGGGUCAAUGAAUCAUCCGGCAAUGGAAUUCCCAAUUUCUCCAAUGAGCCAAGGUUCAGUAUUUGGACAAGCUAA